Molecule: messenger RNA, 1989 nt
Organism: Orbilia oligospora ATCC 24927
Lineage: Eukaryota; Fungi; Ascomycota; Orbiliomycetes; Orbiliales; Orbiliaceae
Exons: 4
Coding region: 1-1989 (662 amino acids)
Cellular component (GO): RNA polymerase II transcription regulator complex
Molecular function (GO): DNA-binding transcription activator activity, RNA polymerase II-specific; transcription cis-regulatory region binding
Source: RefSeq, a predicted model, not a curated record
AUGUCUACCAAAUCACCCGAACUCUUCCUUUCACCUGACCAGCGAGCCUUGCUGUUGGCCGCUCUAAACUCGAAUGCCCCUCUUAAUUCGCAACCUCGAUCGAGUUCCGAUAGCCUCAAGGACUCCCAGAAUACCGAUACCCUCACAAGCCCUCAAAAUGGAGAAGCUUCUUUCGACACAAGCUUGUUCACAGACGCAGAUGCAUUGGCAGAUGCAGAUUAUAGCUUCGACCUUGCUGAUUAUCAACUUGGAGAUUUUGGACUGGAGUCUGGAACGGGCGAUAGUCCUGUAAAUGGGAAUGGGAAUGAACAUGAGAAACGGAAGUUGAGCUUUGAUGAUCAAGAUGAAGAUGAGAUUGAUCCGCAUGAAGCGGAGCCAAAGAGAAGAGAAGGGGACGAUAAAACAGCGAAGAAGCCGGGCCGCAAACCAAUUACAAACGAACCCACAUCUAAGCGAAAGGCCCAAAACCGAGCCGCGCAACGCGCAUUCCGCGAGCGCAAGGAAAAGCAUUUGAAGGAUCUUGAGCUAAAAGUCCAAGAUUUGGAAAAGGUCUCGGAAAGCACAAAUCAAGAAAACAAGGCCCUAAAGGAGCAAGUCGAAAAACUUCAGACGGAACUCAAAGAGUACCGCAAGAGAUUUAGCAUGGGAGGUGGCCAUAGCAGGUCCCCGUCCAAUUCGAUAUCGCAGGGCCUCACCUCUCUCGACAGUGCUAUUCGGUCAUCGGGUGGCUUCAACUUCGAUUUUCCACUAUUUGGUAACUUUGCUGCACCUGGUCAGAAUGUGAUCGGUGGGAAGAAUACUCUGGACGGUUCCCCGAACCGGGGAAGUAAUGUCUCGCCCACAAAUUACAGAGUUGGCCCAAACGGAGUCCUCGAGAUUGAUCGUGGCACUCGGAACAGUCUAGGAAGUUCUGUCAGCCCGCAGAGCUCUAACAAUAAUAGCCCAGCACUCAGGUCGAACCCUAAUAGUUUUUCUAAUGGCAUCCACCAGAGCCCACUCCAAGUGCAUCGAGUCUCAAUCGACGAGCCAAGAUUCAACCCAUCGAAUGAUAUCUUGAGUGGACUUUUCAGCCCUACCCUUAUCCAGGCUGUAAACAAUGACACAACUGCCGACUAUCUGACCAAAGGGACCAGUUUCUCUAGCUCGCAAAGUACACCACAUAUGAGCAGCCUUUUUAGCUUCUCCGACUCCCCAUCUGCCUCAUCUGUUUCCCAGCACUCUGCAAAAAACGGGCAGAACAACUCCUCAUCCUGCGGGACUACUCCAGAAGCAAUGGACGUCGCAUCUCCACCUUCUCAAAACAAAACGGACACCGCUCCGCGGCUAAAUUCGAUAUCCGAGGAAGGUGAGCAAAGAGUCCUGCCGAAUCGUCAGCACCGCGGAUCCUCCGUAGGCGAUGCCGUCUCCUUCUGCGACAUGCUUGGGAAAGCCUGUGUAAAACCUAAUAAUGCUCUCACCGCGGCAGGACUCGUACACGCAUCUCCAUUACUAGACGAAACUCAAAAGAAUCUUCUUGCCGAUAAUUCUUUUUCCUGGUUGGCUGCUCAAAACGGGAAUACGUUUGACACAUCGAUGUUCAACGAUUAUCGAGAUCCCACAGCGGUUUCGGCCGGGGAGACUGCUUUCAACGCUGCUGGAAUGAGUUACUUUGACGAUGCUUUCCCUUCGGCCUUCGAUCUGACGCUUCCACCAACUCCACCUGUAACUUCUGGGGAAAAAAUCAAGCCGAGUGCACCGGGCCUUAACGAAGACGAUGAUGACGAGGAGGAAGUCGUUCCAGCAGAUGAACCUAAUUCUUUUCUGAAGUGUAAUCAGAUAUGGGACAAGGUUCAAUCGCAUCCAAAGUUCGCUAGCGGUGAGAUUGAUAUGGACAAUCUCUGUAGCGAACUUCGAGCCAAGGCCAAGUGCUCCGAGAAAGGAGUCGUGGUCGACAAGAAGGACGUCGAUAAGAUCUUGAACAAGCCGAUUCCGUCGAUGUGGGGACUGUGA